GAAGUUAUGCAUUAUGCUGUCGCUUUCUGCAAUGUUUGGUGCGCUGCUAUUUGGCAAGAGCAACCUACAGUUCCAAGGAAUUUUUGUGAUACGCAUGACCACUCCAAAUAAAACCUUCGUUCACAGUCUGAAUAGCGCGGCACAGGGUAAUAGACACAGUCACUGAGAAUAACCUACAUCCAAUAUCCCCCGCUCAGCCAGCAUAUCCCAGACUCUUGCCUGGCUGUACAUCAACGCGAUCAUGGAUCAAGCAUUGGAAAUUGCCCGAUGGGACCUGGAGUGUGAGUUCAACAACACAGACCACCGUACGGAGCUCAACGGGGUGGAGCACCUCAUCGUUAGAAGGGGCCAGCCGUUCACCAUAAACCUGCACCUCCGCUCGGGGGUCUACCAGCCUGGUGUCAGUGCCCUCGACCUCACCGUGGAGACAGGUCCCCAGCCCAAUGAUCAGUAUGGCACACGGGCCUCCUUUGGUCUGAUUGACCAAAUCGACACCUCCCGCUGGAGUGCUGCCGUCACCAGUCCCCCCGGGAACAUGGUGUCCCUGUCCAUCUGUUCCCCCCCGGACGCGCCUAUCGGACGAUGGCGCCUGACCCUGGGUCAGGGGGGCUUGGUGGAGUUUGUGCUGCUCUAUAACCCUUGGUGCACAGGCGAUGUGGUGUACAUGGACAGUGAGGAAAAACUGACGGAGUACGUCUUGGCUCAAGAUGGUAUCAUUUUCCGAGGCAGCUGUGAACACAUCAUCUCUACACCUUGGAACUUUGGCCAGUUUGAGGAUGGGAUCCUGGAAGCUUGUCUGAGAAUCCUGGAUAUGAACCCGAAGUGCCUGCGUAACCCUGGGAAAGACGCUUCCGGGAGGAGAAACCCAAUCUAUGUGUCCAGAGUCCUCAGUGCCAUGGUGAACUGCAAUGACGACAAAGGGGUCUUGCUGGGCAGGUGGACUAAAGACUAUGAGGGCGGGGUGAGCCCCAUGUCAUGGAGGGGCAGUGUGGAGAUCCUGCGGAACUGGGACAUGAAUGCCUGUCAACCUGUGCGCUUUGGCCAAUGCUGGGUGUUUGCAGCAGUGGCCUGCUCAGUUUCACGAGCCCUGGGCAUCCCUUGUCGAGUAGUCACCAACUACUAUUCAGCCCACGACACCAACAGUAACCUGGUGAUAGAGCGCUACGUGGAUGAGAACGGACAACUUGUUUCGCCUUCGAAAGACAUGAUAUGGAACUACCACUGCUGGGUCGAGAACUGGAUGACCAGACCUGACCUUAAACCAGGUUAUGAUGGCUGGCAGGUCAUGGACCCCACACCACAGGAGAAGAGUGAAGGAGUUAACUGCUGUGGCCCUAUCCCACUGAAAGCCAUCAAGGAGGGCGAGCUCACUUAUAAAUAUGAUGCCCCAUUUGUGUUCGCUGAGGUCAACGCUGACGUGCACACCUUUAUUAAGCGUGAAGAUGGCAGCACAAAGAAAAUCAUCAGCUACGUCCAAGUGGGCCAGAAGAUCAGCACUAAGAGUGUGGACAGUGAUAGAAGAGAGGACAUUACACACCUGUACAAAUACCCUGAGGGUUCUGACGAGGAAAGGGAGGCCUUUACAAAAGCCAACCACCAGAACAAACUUCUGCAGCAGCAAGAGAAUGCUGGCCUGCUUAUCGUUAUCAAGGUUUCCGCGGAGAUGAGGAAGGGCUGCGACUUUGACGUGUUCGCCGUGGUUAUGAAUAACACGCCCAAUGAGAAAAAGUGCCGUCUGGUGUUCGGCUCUAGAGCUGUGUCCUCCAACGGCAUUCUGGGAGAGAACUGUGGGUUCAAAGACCUGCUCAACGUAGAGUUGGCACCUGGAGAAGAGAAGCGGGUUCCUCUGAGAAUGAACUACUCCAAGUAUGUCGAGAACCUCACUGAGGACAAUUUGAUCCGGCUGGCGGCUCUGCUCCUAGACUACGGCACCCAAGAGACCUAUCUUGCUGUGAGGAACGUUGAACUGGAAAACCCUGAGAUCAAAAUCAGGAUUCUUGGGGAACCCAAAGAGAACCGUAAGCUGGCGGCUGAGAUCACCCUACAGAACCCUCUGCCAGUACCACUGCAGAACUGCUGCUUCACCGUGGAGGGGUCCAACCUCACUGGAGGACAGAUCAUCACUGAGAAACUUAACUCCACGGUGGAACCCGGGCAAGAUGCCAAGGUCAAAAUCUACUUCACGCCCACCCAUUCAGGCCUGAGGAAACUGGUGGUCGACUUUAACAGCAAUAAGCUGUGUCACGUCAAGGGAUACAGGAAUGUCAUCAUCGGCAAGUAGAGGACCCACCCUGAGCCUACACGCUAUGCAUAUUUCUAUACCCCAAGAUCUCUUUUAUCACCUAUAGAUAUACAUUUCUCUGUUUGUUAGAAUUAUAUCAUAUCAUCAAGUAAGAUUCUGAGUAUGUGUAAAUGUACUUGGCAAAUAAAGGUGAUUCGGAUUAUACAUUUUUGCAUGCAAAGCUUAGAAAGUUAGGACUUUUAUAUUUUUGCUUAUUGAUAUAUUUUAAAUGAAUUUAUUUACAAUAUAGUGCACACUAGAGGCCUUUUCAUAUAAAUGGACGCAAAACAACAUUUACAUUUUCGGGCUCACUUUAAAAAAAAACUAUUGUCAAGCAAAUCCACUAUUUGUUGGGAUUAGAAGUCUGUGCAAGUAAAGCUUUAUAAUGUCAUAUUUUUAUUACGCUUUUUGAUACAGUAAGUGGCCUAUGUUGAACAUGAAUAUAUUGACAAUGCUGCAGACUAGUAUUGCUAAUAGUUAUAGAAGUAUUAAAUGGAUUUGGAUUGUCUAUUAAAAGUCUACAAUGAUGAAUGGCAUAAUGUGUACUAUGUAAUAUUUGUAUACUCAGUUUGCAGUAACCACUAUCAUUAAAAUGUAUUGGAUUAUA
Messenger RNA from Coregonus clupeaformis (lake whitefish), 2888 nucleotides. Its product is annotated as protein-glutamine gamma-glutamyltransferase 2-like. The transcript has 13 exons. NCBI's taxonomy places the organism in Eukaryota, Metazoa, Chordata, Actinopteri, Salmoniformes, Salmonidae. The record is from RefSeq and is a predicted model, not a curated record. Gene Ontology annotation, biological process: peptide cross-linking. Gene Ontology annotation, molecular function: protein-glutamine gamma-glutamyltransferase activity. The coding region runs from base 242 to 2281 and encodes 679 amino acids.